Linum trigynum is the source of this 2212-nucleotide messenger RNA. The record is from the annotation of a GenBank genome assembly. Lineage: Eukaryota; Viridiplantae; Streptophyta; Magnoliopsida; Malpighiales; Linaceae.
CUUUCUAAUUGUGUAGAAUGAAGUUGAUGUUAUCAAGUGGAGAGCGAAGAAACUUAAUUGAAAGGAAGAAGCUUUCAAAUAAUCAUGUUAUUUAUGGAUAAUUUGUGAUUUGCUUCAAUUUUCUUGAGUUUUCUAGAUUGGUGUUGAACAAUUUGUAUAGUUAAUUUGUGAUUUGCUUGUAUUUUCUAGAAUGGUGUUUUAUAUAUAGAUAAUUUGUACUGAGAGAUUGAUAUUUGACUUUAAUUUUGAUAGAAACUUGUUAUAGUAAAUUUUUUACGACAAAAACCCGUGGGUACCCAUGAACCCGCGGAUACCCAGCGGGUUGGGUUGGGUUUGAGUUUUUCAAACCCAAUGGGUUUUACCCCGGGUUUUUUUCACGGAUAAACCCACUGGUUUGGGUUUGGGUUUGGCAAAACCCGACCCAACCCGACCCAUUGCCAUCCCUAGUCGUUGGCAAUAAAGGGAAUUGGAACACCAAACUUGAUUCUCUUGCCCCCUUUAAAGAACUUCUCUAACGAAUAAUGUCAACUGUUCAAUUUUCGUCUUCCUUCUAAAGGGCAUGAUAACGCACUGGAUAUAGUUCGGCGCUUUCACAAUCAGUUAAUUCAUCCUUGGUUAUUUUUUCAAAGUUCUCUCAUGCUUUUACUUAUAAGUUGCUUUCGCAGGAACUUAACGGUAUGCUAAUAUGGCGAGACCAUCGAAGCCAGGCACCGGGUCCUCUGUGGCCGUAGCUGCUAUGCUUCCUGUCGACCCGACAGAGACUCAGACCACUGCUCCCCUCCCUUCUGCUCAGACAUAGCUUGUUACGAGUCGCUCCGAGGAGCUCAAGUUUGCUGAGGUGGGUUCCAACCACGGGUCUGGGAAGCGGUCACUGGAGACUGCGGCUCUUAUCGAAAAGCGGUCCUCGAGAAGUCAAUCAAUGAUGAAAGGCGUCCUUGUUGACAACACUCCUUCAGAUCCACUUGUUGCAUACACAAACAAAAAGAAGUAGAAGAUGACAGAGCUUGCAGCGACUGUGGCGUUUUCUCCCAACGCAACUGUAUCCCAUGAUGCAACCAAACACGCUUUGCAUGUCAUUUCAGAUGAGUUUACGGUCCCCAGUGAUUACCCUGGGUUGCGGGUACUCCCGCCCACAAGUGUGACCCCAGACACUUGGUCGGCGCAACCGCGCGUUGCCUGUUUGAGAUAAGCGUGAUUUUUAUAACGUGAGUACCUGGUGGUUAUUUUUCUAUAACUUGGAUAUUUUUACAGACUCAAUUUGGGAUAAACCAACUGAUGUUGCACAACGACUGCCUUCAAAGUGACUUGGACGAACGCGACACCAGUAUCCUUCAAUUGGAAGAUCAGCUGAAAGAGGGACGUGAGGGAUUCAAGCAGGAGCUGUAGGAGGAAUUGAUCAAGGAGCACGAGGCUGCUGAUGCCAAGAAGAUGUCGAGUUGGCUGGCGUGCAGGAGAAGUUGAAAUGGGUUAAGGAAGAUGCUAAGUGCUUCCGAAAAUAGCCCUUGGAGGCCGCCGAACGGGAGAAAAGUUUGAGCGACAAAGUGCACAGGUUGAAGAAAGACAUGGCAUUGAUGGAGGACAACCACGAAACUGAGCUUCUCAACACGGUUGAGGCCGCCAAAGCUACGUUCCUGGAGUCUGACGAAUUCAAGGAGGCAGAUGAAGCGAAGUAUAAGAAAUUGUUGAGGGACAACGUUGCUUCAAUCCGUCACUGUAUUCGUCGUGUGUACCCCAGAUUUGUUUGGGACACUAAUGAUAUAUGGGAUGUCGUGGAAUUUUGUAGCAACAACGACGUGAACUCCGAGCUUUCCCCCCUUCCAACGGGAAACACUGGAGUUGAGGUUGACCAACCACCUGCAGCUGAUGACGGUUCCGCUUAAUGAUCUUUCUCUCCUAUAUUCUUUUGUUAUUUCAUCGCUCUUGAGGGAGCUUAAGACAAUUUUUGUUUUGUAAUGACGAUGCUCUUUUCCUGCUUAUCCCAAUUUUCUUGCCGCUUUAUCUUAACCGCGUGAUAUUGGUUUCGAUUGGGUUUAAGAUUUUCACUAUGCAUUCGUUCGAGACUGCUUAUAAUUGUAGAGAUCGUUGCUCGGAGGCGGUUUGUAUCUCGAUAGCCUUUUUCUUGGAGGCGGUUGAAAUGUUAAAGACAAUUUCUAGGUUAUCGUUCAGGGGCGGUUGCAAUUGUUAGGACAAUUAAUAACAUAUUGCUUGGGGA